Exophiala viscosa is the source of this 1638-nucleotide messenger RNA. RefSeq lists its product as uncharacterized. Bases 204 to 1361 code for a protein of 385 amino acids. The transcript has a single exon. Gene Ontology annotation, cellular component: mitochondrion. Gene Ontology annotation, molecular function: (3R)-hydroxyacyl-[acyl-carrier-protein] dehydratase activity. The record is from RefSeq and is a predicted model, not a curated record. NCBI's taxonomy places the organism in Eukaryota, Fungi, Ascomycota, Eurotiomycetes, Chaetothyriales, Herpotrichiellaceae.
CACGUGACUCGUGAAUUCACCUCGGUUAUGCCUCCCACAGUAUUUAGUACAGAGGCAGGUCUUGCAACUUCUACAUCAAUUAUUGCUCCAGCUCUACGAAGAUUUGGAAGGGUUCUCAUCUUCGAAACCUCCUGUCCUCGGCUUUCCGCUGUCAUCAUCCUGGCAGCAAUUUCAUUCCUCCGCAUGCACCGCAUCUUUUGGUUAUGAGACACUCUCUGGGCCAUUUCAAACCGUUCCAUCGUCAAUUCUGGCGGAGAUGGGCCAGAUAUAGUUCCUCGAAGAGCCAGUCACGCUUCGCGACACCUUUCGACUUUCUCAAGGGCCUCAGUCUGAAACCACCGCAAGGUACAUGGGAUACAUACAAUAUCGACGGCUUCUUUCAGGUCCUUAGCAAUCACCUUGCAUUAGCUCCACAGAAGGGCGCCGUACAUCCUGGAUUCCAACAGGUAUCAUUCACUGAAUUUCUGAGAGAAAGUGAUCUUUGCGCUGAUGGAGGCGACCGUCGGUACGCACCUGGCGACGAGUGGAAACUCCGCGUAUGGGCCGGUGGCUUUAUGGUGUUUAACGAAGCAUUCAUACACCCCUCCCGCUCACCAUUGAUAUAUACGCUUGAACGAGUUAGGAGUGUACGGGUCGUUGGCAAUCCCGCCGACAAGGAUUCCAAAGUCUUCGUUACCUUGACCAAAACGUACCACGAGGCUGAAAAUAUUCCGGGCUCUACCAACCUACGGCCCAAGCGGGGUAGAAAACCCAUCAUCAAAGAGGACAAGCACCUUUGCUUCUUGCGAAAUAUCCCAUCCAGCCUCCGGUCUCUCGACACUCUUCGCAGGAUACAGCCACCAUGUGAUCCCUUUGAUGCUCAGACCAUGAAACCCACGGCAGCAUUGCUUUUCAGAUUCAGCGCUCUCACCAGCAAUGAUCACAGAAUUCAUGUCGAUCCUGACUUCACCCGGCAGGAGUACGGAAUUCCAAACCUGCUUGUCCAUGGCCCGCUCACCGCGGUACUCAUGCUGGAAGUACUCCGAAAAGGUCACGGACUCUACACCGAACUCAAGCCUUACCGUCUUGCGGUCACAGAAUUCUCCUACAAGAAUUUGUUGCCCAUCUUCGUCAACGAGACCAUAACCAUCGCGUGUAAGCCCUCGGAGCCUCAGUACAAACCAUCGAUGGGUGCCACGCUCGAUAGAUGGAAUGUCUGGAUACAGAAGGGUGAAGGUGAAAAUGUCACAGUGGUGGCCCAAGGUCAGGCUACCUUAGCACGUCAAGAAAAACCGCCUGGUACUGUGGACGAGACGGAGCCGGACUGGGACGUUGGUGAAGAAUCGCUUGACGAAGAGUAUCAUCGUUUGACACAAUACUGAAGUCUUACACGAGCACCGCCGCUCUAGAUGCUGCGUGAACGAAACAUCAAAACCGUCUGCCCAGGCGCCACUGAAAAGGAACGUGUUUGACGCGACGGUUCGAUGUUAGAAUUUGGUUAUGGACAAAUUCGCAUCGGAACAAUCUGGCAACAACCGAUCCUGUUAGAGGUGUGCUGAAACCAAGUCGACCCUUUUUGGACGACUGUUAUUCGAUGACCGGACGUGUCCACAAGGGCCUAUAAAGCGCGACGUGGCAAUUAGGAGGGCCAGAGGGUCA